This is a messenger RNA of Populus trichocarpa (black cottonwood), 1780 nucleotides long. RefSeq names its product cytochrome P450 94A1. The transcript has a single exon. Bases 83 to 1612 code for a protein of 509 amino acids. The record is from RefSeq and is a predicted model, not a curated record. NCBI's taxonomy places the organism in Eukaryota, Viridiplantae, Streptophyta, Magnoliopsida, Malpighiales, Salicaceae. Gene Ontology annotation, molecular function: heme binding; iron ion binding; oxidoreductase activity, acting on paired donors, with incorporation or reduction of molecular oxygen.
UCACGUAGAUGUAUCGAUAUACACACACAUUCUUAGGAUACUAGAAGACACCACUUGUUAGUACCAAUUACCAGACCAAACCAUGUCUAUUACCGAGCUCUUAGCAUCGAUUUCCCUUUUACUACUCCCAAUCUUCUUCUAUCUCACCAAAAGUUCCAAGUCCAAAGCAUCAUCAAUAUCAUAUCCCAAUGCCCCGAAAUCAUACCCACUAAUUGGAUCCUCUUUAGCCAUCUUUGCCAAUAAAAGCCGACGCAUCCAAUGGAUAUCAGAUCUUAUCCAAAACUCCCCCUCUGCCACUGUUGUUCUCCACCGUUUCUUCUUGGACGAUAGCCAUAUUCUUACAGGAAAUCCAGCAAAUGUCCAACACAUGCUUAAAACCCAGUUUCACAACUAUGAGAAAGGUAGCAAAACUCGUCGGAUUCUCUUCGAUUUUCUUGGAAACGGUAUCUUUAACAUUAAUGGCGAUUCUUGGAAGUUUCAAAGGAAAGUUUCCAGCAAUGAAUUCAACGCCAAAUCACUGCGUAAAUUCGUCGAGACCGUUGUCGAUGCCGAACUCUCUCAACGCUUGAUCCCGAUUCUCUCCACGGCUGCUGCUAAUAAUGCAGUUCUUGAUUUGCAAGACAUACUUCAAAGAUUCGCUUUUGACAACAUAUGCAAGAUCGCUUUCGGGUACGACCCUGCAUACUUGCUGCCUGAUCUCCCUGAAGCCGAAUUUGCAAAAACUUUCGAUGACGCUGUCAAUAUAAGCAGCCAGAGGUUCAAUUCAGUGUUCCCCUAUCUUUGGAAGAUUAAAAAGUUCUUGAAUAUUGGAUCAGAGAAACGCCUCAAAGAAGCAUCCUCUCAACUACGUCAGUUCGCCAAAAACAUCAUCAAAGAAAAGAAGCAAGAACUCAGCAAUAAAUCAUCACUCGAAUCAGUCGAUCUCUUAUCCCGGUUCUUGAGCUCUGGCCAUUCUGAUGAAGACUUUGUCACUGAUAUUGUCAUCAGUUUUAUACUAGCUGGCCGGGACACGACUUCUGCUGCCUUAACAUGGUAUUUCUGGCUACUCUCUCAGAACCAAGAAGUGGAGAAGGAAGUACUUAGGGAAAUAAAAGAGAAAUCGGAGAGUCCAGUUUAUGAAGAAGUUAAGGACAUGGUUUACACACAUGCUUCUUUGUGUGAGAGCAUGAGGCUGUACCCUCCUGUCCCAAUAGAUAGCAAGGUUGCAAAGCACGACGAUGUUUUGCCUGAUGGGACUGUGGUUAAGAAGGGUUCGAGAGUGUGUUACCAUCCCUACGCAAUGGGGAGGCUCGAGGUUUUGUGGGGUUCAGAUUGGGAAAAGUUCAAGCCAGAGAGAUGGCUGGAGAGUGCUGCCGAUGGAGCUAAUAAGAAUGGGAAGUGGAGUUUUGUGGGGAGGGACCCGUAUACCUACCCUGUUUUUCAGGCUGGGCCAAGGAUUUGUUUGGGUAAGGACAUGGCUUUCUUGCAAAUGAAGAGGGUGGUUGCCGGGAUCUUACGGAGGUUUAAGGUUGUACCAGUGGCAGAUGAUGGUUUUGAGCCCGUGUUUAUUGCUGAUUUGACGAGCAAGAUGAAGGGUGGUUUUCCCGUGAGGUUCAAAGAGAGAUCUGAUUAAAGAACAAGAAUUCCCUUCAUUUUCAUCAUCUUUAUAGGGAUAAAUUGGGAGCUUGUGCCUAUAUAAUUAAUUGUCGAUAUGAUGGAUUUCAUGCAUGUAUGCAUGGAUGUAUGUAUGUUUAGUCGUUUGAUUAUUGAUAUAAUUAAAAGGUAUGAUUAUUGAUUUCGA